AUGAGUGCUCCAAGUACGCCAUCGUUAAUAUCGGAAUAUGGCCUCGAUGAUGACCAUGACGAUGAAGCAUCUGGCGAUUUAGGUUUAGGUAUGGGCUUAAAACCUGGCGCUUUACCCCUUACUUUCUUCGAUUUCGAUCAAGAUGAGACGUUAACCGAUGAUCCUACCAUGAUAUCAUAUCAAAUACCAUGGCCAACCAAUUUACAAGAUGAAGAUCAAUCCAAAAUGAUCGUAUCGCCACACAAUCAAAAUCAUCGCCAUUACGCAUAUGACGACAAUUAUAAAGAGAAAGCUGCAGGUACGCACGAUUACAUCGUAAUUGAUCAUCAAGUCGACGUACCGACCAAUCUUCGAAACUGCUCACAAAAUAAACCAAUUGAAAAGUUAUCCAUUGCCAAACGAUUCAAUAUUACCCAUUUAGACAUUGAUCAUAGCCGUAUUAAGGAGAAGAGACGUCUUCUAAGUCGAAGUAAAUUGUUAUCAUUUGAUGGUACAAGGCUAUCAAAAAGUGUCAAGAAGAAAAGAAUUGAGGAUCUGUUAGCCAGGUUAUCAGCUGCUGAUAAACAAAUAGACCAUCUUCAAAAUGAACUAGCAGCUUAUAGACAACAAAUUGUUAGCAAAGAUGGCGCUGUUAAAAUACUUCAUAGCCAAGCUGUACUUGCUGAAGCAAGACAACAGCAAAUUACUGCACAAGAGAGAGAAAUGAUUAAAAAAUUGAAGGAGGAAAAUGGAGCUCUUAAAUGGGAGAUGGAGUUAAAAGAAAAGCAAAUUAUGAAUAGUGAAGCAGUUUGGUCAGAAAGAUUCAAUAGAGUAACAACAGAAAACAAGGCUCUUUUAGCUACAUUGGAGUCCCGCUCACAAGAAUUAAAACGUUUAUACGCUGAGAAACUAGCAAUAGCUAGAGAAAAAGAUUUACUUGCCUCCAGUAUUAAAAUUCAAAAUAAAGUUAAUGCUAGCGAUGAAGAGACAGAUUUAUCAGAAGAAUUUAAUAAAGAUACUACUUCAGAUGAGCUUGUUAUACUUGGUGCCUGCCAUUGUUUAGGUGAAAAUGAAACUUGUAUUUGUGCCAAGGCUGCUGCUAUUACAAAGAGAGAUAACGUUAAUCUUAGAAAGAGAAUAAAAAAGAUAUCUAAAUCAAAUAGUGAAUUGAUGCAAACGGCUGAUGCUUAUCGUAAAACCUUUGAAGAACAACUUAAUCAAAAUACAACCUUGAUGCUAUCUAUUGAAAUGAUGCGAAAAGAUAUUACAUUUAAUAGUAGUAAUGUUAAAUCAUCGUUAAAAAAUAAAAACGAUGGAAAGAGACGUGGAUCUACUGACGAUAACUAUUAUAAAUCGAAUAAAAAUAUGGAUAAAAGGCAUAACUUGGAAGAAGCAAAUCUAAAGAUAGCCAAGCUACGAGAAUUGUUAAAUGAUAGAGAAGAGGCGUUAGCACACCAAAAGCUUGCAGCUCGAAUUUUAGCUAAGAGAACUAAAGAAUUAGAAGGGACGAUAGAAAAAUUACAAUUGAAUAGUCAGGAAUAG
This is a messenger RNA of Trichoplax adhaerens, 1521 nucleotides long. RefSeq lists its product as uncharacterized. The coding region runs from base 1 to 1521 and encodes 506 amino acids. The record is from RefSeq and is a predicted model, not a curated record. Gene Ontology annotation, biological process: negative regulation of Rho protein signal transduction; negative regulation of cell motility. The transcript has 10 exons. Gene Ontology annotation, cellular component: cytoplasm. Lineage: Eukaryota; Metazoa; Placozoa; Uniplacotomia; Trichoplacea; Trichoplacidae.